Molecule: messenger RNA, 3553 nt
Organism: Chaetomium fimeti
Lineage: Eukaryota; Fungi; Ascomycota; Sordariomycetes; Sordariales; Chaetomiaceae
Product: glycosyl hydrolase family 47-domain-containing protein
Exons: 2
Coding region: 343-3171 (942 amino acids)
Biological process (GO): carbohydrate metabolic process; mannose trimming involved in glycoprotein ERAD pathway
Cellular component (GO): membrane; endoplasmic reticulum
Molecular function (GO): calcium ion binding; mannosyl-oligosaccharide 1,2-alpha-mannosidase activity
Source: RefSeq, a predicted model, not a curated record
UGCUUCCGUCCGUCCUCCCUUGUUGAGCGUUAGUAGUACUUCGUAGCUUGGUUGGUUGUGCUUUGCUUGCUUCGGUUUUGGUCUUUUUUUUCAGUUUUUUUUUUUUUUUGCUCUCCAUGUUGUGUUGAUCUUUUUGAGCGCUGUCGCAGCAAUCUCCAGCGUCCUGUUUUCCUGCGAAAACGCCGAUCAACAGCACCCCAGCCAUGCCAGUCGAGAGCUAGCCGUGGUCAAGGUUGAGAACGAUACCUUGAUACCCCUCGAUACUUCGACACCAACCCCCCAACCUACACGAGAGCUCCUCCCGGGCAUUGGCUCCCCGCGACCAAGCCAACCGCCGCCAACAUGCUCCGCCUCAGACGAUACCGCGUGCUGCUGGUCUGCGCCUUUGUCAUUACCGUGCUGCUCUACCACGUCUCCAAGAAUUCACAAUGGGAUCACUCGAGGGAGAUAUGGCACGGCAAGACGGGUACCAAUACACAGACAGGACCAGACUCCCCGCCCGUGCCGGAACCAGAACACGACCACGAUCACGACCACGAUCAUGACCACGACUAUGACCACGACCGCGAUCACGACCAUAGCCACGACCGUGACCCUGACGGGCCGCAAAAACCGCAGCACAACCCCCCUCCGGUCCCACCCCUUUUGCCGGACCCGGAACCCACCAUCAAGAUUCAUCAACUCAAGACGGCCGACGGGGAGAAAGGGGGCUACGGCCUGCCCACCAAGGCGGCGACUGUGCCGGAUAGGGAACCGCCGUCUAACCACGACGGGUACCAGAAGCAAAACGAGGACGCUGGAAUACAGGAGCCCGAACCUACUGCUACCUCUACAGUCAUCCACUGGAAGAAGCCUAAGGAGUGGUUCCCCGUGCCCGAGGAAUCAAUCAUACCGCUUCCCACCGGCAAGCCCAAGUCUAUUCCCCAGGUGCAGUUCGCUUUUGCCGAAGAAUCGCCCGCCGCCAAGGAGCAGCGUCAUGAGCGUCUGGCCAAGAUCAAGGCCGAGGCCGAGCACGCCUGGUCUGGCUACAAGAAGUACGCCUGGACCCACGACGAGCUCACCCCCGUUACCAAAAAGUCCAAGGACCCCUUCUGUGGCUGGGCUGCAACCCUGGUCGACUCGUUGGACACACUCUGGAUCAUGGGCAUGAAGGAUGAGUUCGACGAGGCCGUGGAGGCCGUCGGGGACAUCGACUUCACCACGACGCCCUACCGGAGUGAUAUACCCGUCUUUGAAACCAUCAUCCGGUACCUAGGCGGUAUGGUUGGUGCCUACGAUUUGACCGGCAAAGACGCCAAAUACAGCAUCCUGUUGGACAAGGCUGUUGAACUUGCCGAGAUUCUUAUGGGCGUCUUCGACACGCCGAAUCGCCUGCCCAUCCUUUACUACCACUGGAAGCCCUCUUACAACGAGGCCCCGAAACGGGCAUCCGUUAACUCCGGUGUGGCCGAACUCGGUUCUAUGAGCUUGGAAUUCACCCGCCUAGCUCAGCUCACCGGUCAACACAAGUAUUAUGACGCGAUCGCCCGCGUCAUGAACGCCUUCGAGGACCUCCAAAACCGCGAGCACGCCACCGCCAUCCCCGGCGUUUUCCCCGAGCACCUAGAUGCUUCUGGCUGCAACAAGAGUGCCCCCUUGCCGCCUAAAGUGGAGAGCAGCAGUAAGCCCGCGCAGGGACAGGCCGACAAUGAUGAUUUGCGGCGCGCCCCUGAGGGAGGAUACGAAGUCCGGAAUGCAGGGGACCCUACAGACACAGACGCCGAGGUCGACACAGGGUUCCACCCUGGACCGCAAAAGCGAGAUGCUUCUUCCAAUAGCUAUCUGGCCUCGUCCGAUCCAAACGGACUGCCCGACGGCUGGGAGUGUGUCCCUCAGGAACUAGUGGGCUCGGGCCGGGGAGGAAGCGGCUCGUACAGCAUGGGCGGCAGCCAGGACUCAACGUACGAGUACUUCCCCAAGCAGUACCUCAUGUUGGGCGGACUCGAGAACAAGUACCGCACUAUGCACGAGAAGACCGUCGAUGGUGUGAACGAACACCUUCUUUUCCGUCCCAUGGCGGAGGGCGACCCGGACAUCCUCUUCUCCGCCAAGGGGUACACCCCGGACGGCACCAUCGAGAAGAUGAGCUACGAGUGGGAGGUCACGCACUUGACCUGCUUCCUGGGCGGUAUGUUUGGCCUUGGUGGCAAGAUUUUUGACCGUCCCGAGGAUGUCGAGAUCGGAAAGAAGCUCGCGGACGGCUGUGUUUGGGCAUACGAGUCCAUGCCCGCUGGUGUCAUGCCCGAGUACGCGAAUCUCUUCCCGUGCAAAGAUCGGAACGACUGUCACUAUGACCAGGCCGCGUGGCAUGCCGCUCUAGAUACCAUGGCCGGGUCGCGCGAGACGCAGAUGGCCGAGUAUUAUGUCAAGCUGGCCGAGUGGAAGGAGGAAGUGGAAGAACUCAAGAAGGAGCACGCGCUGCGGGAACACGCUGAGGAGCGGAAGCGCCAGGCGGACGCCCAGAUGAAGGUUGCUGCCGAAGCGGCCCGGACGAAGCUCCCGGAGCAAUCCGAGGGCUCUGUGUCCGAAUUGGAAGAGAAAGACACAGUAGCAGCAUCAAAUCCCCAGAAGCGGGAUACCCUGGAGGACCGCGAGGUCUCCUCCGAUGCCACUUCCACCGAGGAGAAGGCCAAGAAGCUGCAGAGUAGCCUUGGCCCCAGCUCCAGCGGCGAAGAUGCUUCGGACCAAAAGCCCAUAAACGAGCUCGUCCUACCACCCGCGCCGAGCAAGCCAGCCACACACCAGGAAUACGUCGAGGAGCGCAUCAAGAACGAGCACAUCCCGUCUGGCUUCGUCAACGUCAGGGAUGGGCGGUACAUUCUCAGACCAGAAGCGAUCGAGUCCGUCUGGUACAUGUACCGCAUCACGGGCGACCCGUCGUGGCAGGAGAAAGGGUGGCGCAUGUUCGAGGCCGUCGUGCGCGCCACCCGCACCGAGGCCGGCCACAGCGCCAUCCGCGACGUCACCGCCAAGGAGCCCGGCGACCCGGCCCACAUGGAGGACAGCAUGGAGAGCUUCUGGCUCGCCGAGACCCUCAAGUACUUCUACCUGCUCUUCGAGACCCCCGACGUCCUGUCCCUGGAUGAGUGGGUGCUCAAUACCGAGGCGCAUCCUUUCCGCCGGCCGACGUGAUGGUUGCUUCGUUGGCUGUUGGGUGGUUGGUAUUGGGUUUUGGGUCUCUCUUUUUGGAUGUCAACGGGAUUGGAUUGGGUGGGUUGGGAAAGGGUCUAUUUAUUUAUUUAUUUCGGAAUGGAGAGAGCAUGGUUCCUUUUCGCCGGAGACACAUAUUUGCAUAGGAGGGACGCGAGUGUUCACAAGUAUCAUGGCUUUGGCACGGCGAACGACGGCGUUGUUGGGUUGGUUUGUUUAGGGGCCGCCGACGGUUAUACCCGCAAGUAUAUACGGGAGUGGUUUAUAUUGGCAUCAGUUGUGAGUUCGAAGAGUAUCAUUGCCUGCUACUAAUCCGAAACAUGGGGUUCAAUUACAUUCUGGGACACAUGUACUAAUGACAACA